Molecule: messenger RNA, 889 nt
Organism: Ceratosolen solmsi marchali
Lineage: Eukaryota; Metazoa; Arthropoda; Insecta; Hymenoptera; Agaonidae
Exons: 3
Coding region: 61-837 (258 amino acids)
Source: RefSeq, a predicted model, not a curated record
CGCCUAAACUAUCAUAAGGAUAAUCGUAUAAUAGUUACGUGCGCCUUGAGAACUAUUGCAAUGUUUAUUCUGCUGUCGGUUUUAUUAAUGUUUGCAUCGGCGAAUCCAAUUAUUGUAGCUCACUUUCAUCGACAAAUCUCAGUACCAAUAACACAUGGAUCCGAAUAUGAACGGAAAUUUUAUCAAUUUGAUCAUGAAAUAGAGCGAGUCGACAAUGAAAAUGAUCAACAAAGCUUUAAUCCUGGACAUAACUCCUACUACAGUACCCAUAAUCAGCAAAAUAGUGCAAUAGUUAAAAAAGAUGAGUCUCGGGAUCAACAUGAUUUUAUUGAACAACAGCAACAUGAUUAUUCAGCUUACACUAAAUUCAAUAGUGAUUCGCAUGAUUAUGGCGAUGAAGCUGAGAGUGAAUAUGACAAGAGUCUUGAACAACAACAUGUUGGUGAACAUCAAUAUGUACAAAGCAUACCAGUCUCAGAACAUGUCGAGGUCACGAAACCCGUUGCUAUUCCAGUUUACAAAGAAAUCGGUGUUCCAGUACUACAUCCAGUAAAGAUCAAUAUACCACAUCCCAUAACGAUAGGUAUACCUCAACCAUAUCCAGUUGCAGUUCCAGUAUCCCAACCAUUGCCAGUUCAAAUCACAAAAACAAUUGCUGUGCCAGUCGAGAAAAAGGUACCUUAUGCAGUGGAAAAACAUAUUCCCAUACCAGUGGAAAAGUUGGUACCCAUCAAGAUUGAGAAGCAUAUCCCAGUACCUGUUUACAAACCCUAUCCGAUUAAGAUCCCCGUGUAUAAGACUAUUUAUCACCACUUGAAGGAAACUUAUAGUCAUUGAUAUGUUUAUAAUUGAGCACAUGACCAUAGUCAACUAAUUUAAAUAUUUAAAU